AUGGUCAGCUCCAGCUGGGAGGACAGAGGGAGAACUGAGGACUGGAGGGUGUGCCAGACUCACCUCCCAAUCGUCAGGGACCUGAGCCUGCUCAUCCUGGUGGUGGAAGGGCCAGAGCAGCACCUGGCGGAAAUUGUUUUGGCCAGCACCAGCAGCGUGUGUGGGGAGUGGACAGCGCUCCCGGCCAGCUCCCCGAUCCUCCCAGACCAUCUGCCCCAGGCUCAGAGCUGCUCCACAGGCAUCAUGAGUGCCCUGCUGUUUGCAGUUAUCCUGACCCUCAGCUUGGCUCGGAGCUUUGGGGCGGUCUGUGAGGAGUCACAGGAACAGGUGGUGCCUGGUGGGAGCCUCAGCAAGAAGGACUCGAAUCUCUACCAGCUGCCCCCGUCGUUGCUCCGGAGACUCUAUGACAGCCGCUCAGUCUCCCUGGAUGGAUUGCUCAAAAUGCUGAGCAAGGCUAGCGUGGGUCCUAAGGAGUCGUCACUUCCCCAGAAACGUGACAUGCAUGACUUCUUUGUGGGUCUCAUGGGCAAGAGGAACAUCCAGCCAGACACUCCUGUUGAUAUGAACCAAGAGAACGUCCCCAGCUUUGGAACCUUCAAGUAUCCCUCCAAUGUGGAAUGA
Messenger RNA from Mesoplodon densirostris (Blainville's beaked whale), 621 nucleotides. RefSeq names its product tachykinin precursor 3 (gene TAC3). Bases 1 to 621 code for a protein of 206 amino acids. The transcript is spliced from 7 exons. Lineage: Eukaryota; Metazoa; Chordata; Mammalia; Artiodactyla; Ziphiidae. The record is from RefSeq and is a predicted model, not a curated record. Gene Ontology annotation, biological process: positive regulation of blood pressure; tachykinin receptor signaling pathway.